Messenger RNA from Microthlaspi erraticum, 924 nucleotides. The record is from the annotation of a GenBank genome assembly. NCBI's taxonomy places the organism in Eukaryota, Viridiplantae, Streptophyta, Magnoliopsida, Brassicales, Brassicaceae.
AUGACGAGGAGUAAGGUGAAACUUGAGUUCAUUUCCAACGAUGCCUCGAGGAGAAAAUCCUUUGGAAAAAGAAACAAAGGUCUGCAGAAGAAAGUGAACGAGUUGUCGACUCUAUGCGGUAUCCCUGCAUGCGCCAUCAUCUACAGUCCAUACAACACCAACCCCGACGUGUGGCCAUCAAACGCCGGUGCGCACAGCGUUAUUUCGGAGUUCCGGGCGUUGCCGGUGCUGGACCGACAGAAGAAAAUGUUGGACCAAGAGACAUUCAUCAGACAACGCAUAGCCAAAGUGUCCGAGCAGCUUAGCAAAGAGAAGAGGGAGAGCAGGGUGGGGGAGAUGACUGAAGUCAUGUUCCAAUGUUUAGACGGUAACAUGGGUAUGUUUGACCUAAAUAUUGUAGAUCUCAAUGAUUUAAGUUAUAUUAUUGACCAAAAGCUGAAAGAUCUUCAUCGGAAGAUCGAUGUUUUGGGGUAUUCUCCUGCUAUGGAGGUCGGUGAAUCCUCCAAUGCUGCUGCGGCUGCCGCUCCUUCCCAAGGGUCUGGAGCCACUCUAGCCGGUACGGUUCAUGAGGUUGGUUCUUACUCCUCAACGGCAGGUGCCGCUGCUUUGUUUAACUCUAUUCAGCAGCAGAUUCCUCCUCCGGGGGCUCCAAAUGUUGGACUCUAUGAGCAACCAUGGAGUCAGAGUCAGAAUCAGUAUCAACAGCAAAGCUUUGUGGAGAUGAUGAACCAUCAGCAUAUGAGUCAUGCCGGUGAGCAAAUGGGGUUUCAGUUCAUGGGUCAUAACCACCACCACCCCCACCACCAACCGCAGCAGCAGCAGAUCCCCGGUUAUUCCUCCAUCACUCCGGUAGCCGCCAGCUCAAGCAGUACGAACCCCGUUACCAGGCCAAACCCCACCACCAACCACAUUUGGAUCCCAUAG